AAGGCCUGCUAUUUCCUUGCUGCCUUAGUUAUAUGCCUUCUCAAUCAGCACUUUCAGCAGACGAGAAGUCUAAAGUAAAAUCUACUUUAGACAAUUCCUCGCAAAGGAUAUUCACCGCUACUGCUGCCCGUAUCUACUUCGGACAUCCGCAGCCAAACCGCUGGUCUUAUGGCGGUUUGCAAGGCGCACUCGCUUUCAUACGAGAUGAUUCCAAAGGAGCCUUCAUACUGAGGCUGGUUGAUUUAACAGGGACAAGAGGCGUUAUAUGGGAACACGAACUAUAUGAAGCGUUCGAGUAUAACCAGGACAGGCCGUUCUUUCAUUCAUUCGCGGGUGAUAAAUGCAUGAUUGGCUUUGUCUUUGCUGAUGAGAAAGAUGCGAAAGUCUUCUUCAAGAAAGUUAUGAACCGGAAAGUUGAUAAAGUCAAAACUUCCUCCUCAGAGAAGAAGAAAACUGCCAAGGGCGGUAGAAUAGAUAGAUCUAAAUCGAUGAUUCCAGGUCCAACCGCUUGUUCCUUCGUGCAUGUUGCACACAUGGGCUAUGACGCUGACAAGGGUUUUACAUUUACCAACGUUGAUCCAUCAUGGACUGCCUUUCUGUCCGAGCUGGAGGGUUCAGGCAUUAGUCGCGAGGUCAUCGAGUCGAAUAUGGAUUAUAUUAAAGGCUUUGUCCGUGAUGCGCAAAGUGCAGCCCCACCUGCUAUCAAACGGCCGCCGCCCCUACUUGCGUCUAGAAAUAGGGGGCACACGCAGCAGGGUAGUGUUGCAUCAUCAGUUAAUGGCGAUUAUGCGCCUGCUUCCCGUGCUCCUCCACCUCCGUCGCGUCCAACCUCUGUUGCGCCGCCUCUACCCCCUGCUGCAGCGCCCCCGCCAUCGGGUCCCACCUGGGCUGCUCCACCGCCACCACCACAAUCACCACAACGGGGCCCUCCAACUGCUGCUCAUGCACCUGUGGCCGUUUCUCUACCUCCAUCACGUCCAGUCUCUGCUGUGCUAUCUCUGUCCCCUGCUGCAGCGCCCCCGUCAUCGGGUCCCGACUGGACUCCUGGAGAUGGCCAAAACAAGGUGCUGAACGCGCUGAUACAAAAGUUGCAUGAGCAACCUGUCAGUCAUUCUGAAGUCGAAGGCAUUAUUCGACAAGCCAUUGAUACUAAACUGGAAAAUGCCCCGCUUCGUCUACUUAAUACCUGGACUGGACGUUUAUGCACUCGAGAGGCGCAGAUAAACGCCUUCAUGGAAAGCACAGAGUACAAAGAGCUUUUGUUGAUGACGCAUACGCCUCUCCGAACGGAGCACAUCAAAGAAGCCGUCGCGAAGUACUUCAGUUGGGCUAUGCUAUCACAUAGAUGGCAAAGCAACGAGCUGCUGCUGCACGACAUCCAGGACAAGGGCAUGUACGAUUUGGAUGCAGCUGAAACCACGGUGAAAUUGCAGAUGUUCUGCAAAAUUGCUCGUGAUGCAGGGUAUCGCUGGGCGUGGAGCGACACAUGCUGCAUCGACCAGAAAAACAAUGUCGAACUCCAAGAAUCAGUCAACUCCAUGUUUGUUUGGUAUCACCACUCAGCACUCACGAUUGUUUACCUAUCGGAUGUUCCGCCUUCAUCGACGUCUGGCGCACUCGCAAAGAGUGUUUGGAAUACGCGAGGAUGGACUGUCCAGGAGUUCCUGGCCCCUGAUAUUGUUCUUUUCUACCAAGUAGAUUGGACUCUAUAUCUCAACGACUGCUCUUCCAACUACAAGGAGUCUGCUGCUAUCCUGCAGGAGUUGCAGGAUUCGACAGGUAUAGAUGCACAGGCACUCGUCGCCUUUCGUCCGGACAUGACAGGCGCCCGAGAGAAAAUUCGAUGGGCGUCGAACCGUGUCACCACAUUGCAGGAAGAUGUUGCAUAUUCAUUGUUUGGCAUCUUCGGCGUCCACCUGCCUGUAAUCUAUGGGGAGAAAAAACAGAAUGCGCUUGGACGACUCUUGCAGGAGAUCAUUGCUCAGUCGGGCGAUAUCACUGCCCUGGACUGGGUCGGCAAACCAUCCCAGUUCAAUAGCUGUCUGCCAGCCGAGAUUGCGUCGUACAAACCUCCGCCAUGCAUGUCGCCAUCUCUGCCAGAAGAUCAGACGCAAAUGCCGGUCUCGGCGCCGCUAAAUGCCGCUGAUGCUUUGACAUUGUAUGCCCAGCUCGAUAAGCUGAACCCUCCUCGUUUUGCGAACCGCAGGCUGCAACUGCCUUGCAUCGUAUUCCCCGUUACAGCACUCAGACGGAGGCGCGGUCAAGACCGGGACACAUGUUUUACUUAUGACGUCAAGGCGGUUGGACUUGACGAUCUGGUUAUCACUACAGAAGACAAGCUGCGGCCCGGUCCGCGGACAUUCGGACUCAUUCGUCCGUGGGAUCGUCAUGAUCUCGGGCUCCCUGUCUUUGCAGACGAUGCAGAGAGCUUGGAUGAUUGGUCAGAUCCAGAGCCCGAGUCUCCAUCAGAGGAAUCGCUUGGCGGAAAUCCUGGAGAGGAUGAUCCGGUUGAUUCAGAGACGAGCGAGCGAGCAUUGAGGUUGCUCGUUCGCCUUGGACAGCCCUUCGGCGCACUUUUGCUAGUGCAGCAGCAGGGUGGGGAGUACAAGAGGAUUGCUUCGGACAACGACAUCAUUGCAAGGGUACAAGACAUUACUUCUAUUGGUGACAUGAUGGAUGUCAGAACACUAGAGAUAUUAUAGUCAUACGCAUUUUGAAGGACGGAGAUCUGACGCGUUUCCAAUCAUACCUGGCCAGUACCCGCAUAACAAUACCUCAAGGCCUUUGUACCAUAUCAUCUGACAACAGACAACGUGUUAAUGCAUCCUUGUCAAUUGUUGGCAUGGCUUAGGCUCUUGACCAGCCUGGCGUAUACUACC
This is a messenger RNA of Suillus paluster, 2879 nucleotides long. RefSeq lists its product as uncharacterized. The record is from RefSeq and is a predicted model, not a curated record. NCBI's taxonomy places the organism in Eukaryota, Fungi, Basidiomycota, Agaricomycetes, Boletales, Suillaceae. The transcript is spliced from 4 exons. The coding region runs from base 33 to 2702 and encodes 889 amino acids.